This is a messenger RNA of Komagataella phaffii GS115, 1740 nucleotides long. RefSeq lists its product as uncharacterized. Lineage: Eukaryota; Fungi; Ascomycota; Pichiomycetes; Pichiales; Pichiaceae. Gene Ontology annotation, biological process: positive regulation of autophagy; negative regulation of TORC1 signaling. The record is from RefSeq and is a predicted model, not a curated record. Gene Ontology annotation, molecular function: GTPase activator activity. The transcript has a single exon. Gene Ontology annotation, cellular component: GATOR1 complex; vacuolar membrane. The coding region runs from base 1 to 1740 and encodes 579 amino acids.
AUGUCCACCCUAUUUCCAGGGUUUGUGCCCAUAACGGCCAUGUUUUAUGCGGUGUUCCAUCCUACAGAGGGAACAAAAGUGGUUCAUCAGGUGCCCAGUGGAUCCAUGGUUCCAACAGAUGCGCAGGACUCAUCAAGCGCAGACGAACCGUUGUUUCACUUUGACUCGAUUAAGAAUUUUAUUAUCCCGAAACCUCAACUCUGCGAUAGGCUGAUUUCUUUCAAAGUAGACCAAUUUCGGGUCGUAGGAUUUCCAGUCAACAUUUAUGGGUCUCAUUAUGCAAGAAAUUCCUUCAGCUUCAAUUUCUGUUUUGUCUUCCCUUAUGAUAGAGAUAUUACCCCGUAUAAAGGAAAUAUAAAACGUUUGGGUAAAAUGUUUCGGGCACUAGAAGAGCAAAGUCGAAUCCUCUCCAAGAAAUCAGGCGAGAAUUCUGGUGAAAUCUUCUUCAAAGACAAGGAAAGUUCCGAUUACCUACAACAACAACAUUCUAAUCCCUUAUUUCAAGUCAAUCAAGGCAUAACGGAAGAUACAAAAUAUUUAAGAACAGUGAACCCAAAUGUGGAGCUACAAGACAUUAGGGUAGGAGGUCACAAACUAAGUCUAAACUCUAUCGAAUCAUUGAUUCAGCAGAUUUACCAGGAUCUUAAUAACUAUUCUGAAUGUCUUAUCCCGAUUGAUGCUUCAAACUCUGUUGAUAUAAAACUCUUUCCUGUGUUACCAUCACCGGCUGAUAUCCUUCCUUCUGAUGUUCCCGUACCGACCAUGAAGCUAGAUUCCAUGGUAGACUUGAAUUGGGAUCCUACCAUGAUCAAAAUCUUACCGUUCAUCAACGGUAUAAACCCUGUUUGCCGAAUUUCACAGUUGGCUGAUGCAGACUAUUAUCUGACUAAAACUUGUAUCCAGCACCUACUGUAUUACCAGUGUCUGAAUAUGGUUUCAAUAUUCCAAUUCUCAAACACUUAUGCCCCAACACCAAAUGUUAGAUUAUUCCUGACGCACCCAACCAUGGCUGCGGAAUGUCAAGAGUAUGUCUUAUCUGAAGAUGUGUCAUUCUCAGAGCUUCCCAUGCAUACACCAUCACCAUUACGAAAUGAAGAAGAAGAUUAUUUCCAUCGACCUUCAUCUCAUUCCCAAUCUGCUUCAGCUGCUUCAGAAAAACAAGUUCGUAUUGUCGUCCCAUCUCAAUCUAGCCUUUUCACGCUCUAUUCCUCUCUUCAUCAGGGCCAUACUAUAAAAGAAUGGUAUAUUCAUCAUCAACGGCAUUUGCGCAACAUAGACCUAAGGAGGUUUUUACUUUUUGGGGUGUUGAAAGGUAUCAUAUAUCACGUUAGAGCCAUCCCAGUGUUGCAUACCUCUCACUUAGCCCUAGGCAGUUCUGCCAUUGAUGAAGAUCCAGCGCAGGAAAACCUCGUUGCAGAAGAACCGACAAGUUCUAGCCAACCUGCUUUCAAAGGCCUGAGAAGCUACCAGCUCAACGAGGAUAUCAGCGAAAGUGUACUCACUGUGAAUUCAGGGAAGGUUCGUUUUAGAGGAUCUGCUGGCCAAGCAGACUUGUUUCAAGAAAAGCCCAACUUCAAGAAAAUUUCUCAAAAAUCACGUCAAAAACAACAACUCUUUAGACAUAUGCAAAAAUCCAGAGAUUUUGACUAUAUUUGCACCGAAUUGGCGUCUAGCAGGAGUGAAGUCGAAAGCCUGUUGGAUGAAUACUUUGGCAGUGAGUGGGGGCUUCUGCUCUGCUGA